Molecule: messenger RNA, 3182 nt
Organism: Danio rerio (zebrafish)
Lineage: Eukaryota; Metazoa; Chordata; Actinopteri; Cypriniformes; Danionidae
Source: RefSeq, a predicted model, not a curated record
UGAUCUGAAUAUGGGUGAUGGCGGGAGGGGGGUUCGUCAUGGCCGCUUCCUUGACAUAAAUAAAGAAGAGAAACGCUAUUUGUCGGCGCAGAACAGGAAGCAGAGACAGAACCGCAGACUGCAGCGCACAGAGAUGACUUCCUAAACACACACACAUUCGGCUCUUUCACCAGAGAAGCUCAAACACAUCCCCAUCUUACAAGACGGAGCUCGGGAAGCUGAUAAAUGGAGAAGCAGCAGCAGCAUCAUCCGUCGGGUUCAGAGAGUCCGGUGCUCCCGCCUGUCGCGAGAAAACCGCGAAACCUCGGAGUAAACCCUGCAUCUCGACAGGACAGCGUGGAUUCAUUAGACAGUCCUACUGGGUCUCAUGUGGAGUGGUGUAAACAGCUGAUAGCAGCCACUAUCUCCAGCCAGAUCACCAGCGGAGUCCCUUCAGAAUCCAUUCACAGGGAAUCUAAGAUUGGGAAGAAGAUAGAUACUAGGGUAUCCAAGAGGCCAAAUUUCAGGUCUCAGGACUCUGGUGAAGAUGGCUGUCAGUUUGACAGUGAUUGUGAACUGCCGUCUCACACUUCGCAAGUAUUCAGGGAUGUACGACGGCCGGCCCCAAUGGAUGAAGUCCCAUUGGUCCCUGGAGAGACAAUCAAAACCACCGUUAAAGAUGUGAUGUAUAUCUGUCCUUUCACUGGAGCCGUGACCGGCACACUCACUAUCACAGACUACAAGCUCUACUUUGUCAGUCUAGAGCGGGAUGCACCUUUUAUUUUGGAUGUGAAUCUGGGUGCAAUCAGCAGGUUGGAGACUAUCAGUGUACAGAGUCUUGGAGAGAAUACCAGUGGCAUGGAGAUCGUCUGCAAGGAUAUGAGGAGCCCCAGGUUUGCUUAUAAAAAGGAGGAACAGAGUAAACUGGAGAUUUUGGAAACGUUGACAAAGUAUGCCUUCCCGCUGUCCAAUGAGUUGUCCCUGUUUGCCUUCCAAUACAAAGAGCAGUUUCCAGAGGAUGGAUGGAAGGUUUAUGAUCCAGUGGCCGAGUAUAAAAGAAUGGGUUUACCGAAUGAGAGCUGGAGUAUCAGUAAGAUCAACAGUAAUUAUGAAGUGUGUGACACUUAUCCUGCUCUGCUCGUCACCCCAACCAGUAUUAAGGAGGACGAGAUUCGACGAGUGGCCUCUUUUAGAGUCAAACACCGUAUCCCAGUGCUCUCAUGGAUCCACCCAGAAACUCAGGCCACUAUAGUCCGCUGUAGUCAGCCCAUGGUGGGCCCCACAGACCGCCGCUGUAAGGAGGAUGAGCAUUACCUCCAGACCAUCAUGGAUGCCAAUGCACAGUCCCAUAAACUCGCCAUAUUUGAUGCUCGGCAGAACACUGUGGCUCACAAUCACAAGACUAAAGAUGGAGGCUAUGAGAAUGAGAAUUUCUACCCCAACAUGGAGCUGAAUUUUCUGGAGAUCCCCAACAUUCAUGUCAUGAGAGAGUCCCUUCGCAAGCUGAAGGAGGUGGUUUACCCUACCAUAGAAGAACAACGCUGGCAUUCGGCCAUAGAUGCCACACACUGGCUGGAGUACAUACGGCUUCUGCUUGCGGGUGCCGUGCGGAUUGCAGAUAAAGUUGAGUCCAGUAAGAGCUCUGUGGUGGUUCACUGCAGUGAUGGCUGGGAUCGCACCGCUCAGCUCACAUCUCUGUCCAUGCUGAUGCUGGACUCCUACUACAGGACUCUUAGGGGCUUCCAAGUCCUGCUGGAGAAGGAGUGGAUCAGCUUCGGACACAAGUUUGCGGCGCGCAUUGGUCAUGGAGAUGAAAAUCACGCCAACUCUGAGCGCUCACCUCUAUUUGUUCAGUUCAUAGAUUGUGUCUGGCAAAUGAUGAGACAGUUUCCCUCUGCCUUCGAGUUUAAUGAGCUCUUCCUCAUCACCAUCCUGGAUUACCUCUACAGCUGCCUGUUUGGUACAUUCCUUUACAACAGUGAACAGGAGCGAGUGGAAAAGGAAGUGAACCGUAAGACUGUGUCAUUGUGGUCCUACAUCAACAGCCAAUCAGAGGAUUUUACCAACCCCUUUUAUGUGGAUUAUGAAAAUCAUGUGCUGUAUCCACUGGCCAGUCUAAGACACCUGGAGCUGUGGGUUGGAUAUUAUGUACGCUGGAACCCCCGCAUGAGACCCCAGAUGCCUGUUCACCAGAACCUGAAGGAGCUGCUGUACUUGCGUGCAGAGCUGCAGAGGAAGGUGGAGGAACUCCAGAAAGAUGUUUCCUCAUCGCGCUCUGUCUCCUCAUCUUCAGAGCAUGCAUAUUCUCCAUCACAUGGCGGUACACCACUUCACUCCUCCGUCUAAAAUACAUGCAUUCUGUGGAAAGAUUCUAGGGACUACAAGGUAACAUAGGAAUGUAAUGCCUACAUCUAUUAGUCGUUUAACUGGAUGAUACGUUUUAGAGCGCCAACAUAUGUAAGCUUGCAUGAACACACCAAAAAGAAAUAAUCUUCAACAAAAUUCAGUUUUAUUUUAGUUGUUUAAUCAUAGACAUUCUCUUAACCAGAUAACGAGAGGAUGUUUUGAUGACACUGAUUUUCAGAUGUUGUUCAAUAUAGGCCAGUAUUUAACUUGAUUUGUAAAUAUUGACUUCACUAAUUUAUUAGUAGCCAAAGUAACAUGAUUGUUUUUGUGUGAGUGUGUGAGUGUGUGUGUGUGUAUGUGUGACAGUUUUUCUUUGCUGCCUCGGUUGUCUCCCUUUGUGCCAAUUCCUGUGUAUAACCUUUAAGCAUUUCACAACCCCUUUAAUUCUUUAUAAAAUCCCACAAAAUUAAGUUCUUAAUGUUCCCAUACAGAUUAAUUGGUGUUUGUAUUGUAAUAUUAUUUUAUACGACUUUUAGAUUAGGGGUUUUUUUAUAGCACAAAUGGUUUCUUGAAUAUUAUUGAUGUGAUACUGCCAUUUUGGAAAUGCAAUUAGUAGUUUCUUUGUUUUUUCAUAGCACUUGAUAGUAUGAAUGUGCAAUGUGUGAACACAUUACUAGUGCACUACUACUGUACUGUAUUACUGAAAUAUAUGUUUACUAAAGGUAAAUAGGGACCAUCUGAUCUUAACUUCCCAUUCAUUAAAUAAGUAUAAUUAUACACUACCGGUCAAAAGUUUUGUGUCAGUAGGAUUUUUAAAUGUUUUAAAAUAAGCUUCUCCUGCUCACCAAGGCUGCAUU